AUGGCUAGAUAUUCAAUCAUCAUGUUAGCUGCCCUGCUCUUAGUCGUUAGUCUAUUUCCAGCCACUCAGGCAAUUUUCUUUGGGAACUCUGGGGGUUGUGGUUGUCAGCAACAAUCAUGUCCUCCCGUGCCAACUUGUGCGGUAGCUGCUGCUCCAGCUUGCUCAGACUCUUGCGGGGGACAAGGCUACGGGACCGGCUCCCCAGUAUAUUCGGGCCCUCCACAACAAGUGCAACCCACGUUCCAGAUCCCACAACAAUCUCCUGUGGUCUACGCCCAGCAACCCAUCCAGCAACCCAUCCAACAACCCAUCCAACAACCAAUCCAACAACCCAGCUUUGAUGGCUCCUCCAACGCUAUCUAUGCACAAUCACAACCAAGUCAGCCUAACUUCGAACCCGCAUCUUCUGCGAAUGUUAUGGUUGAAUCUGCACAACAAGAGCCACAAGAGGAUAAUUUUAUGCCCGAAGUGGUCCAGCCAUCACAGAGCAGCGACUCCUCUUCUUACAACAGCCAAAAGCAACGCAAGGUGUUCGCACGCGGAGUAAAAGCCCUUCUCAGAACUAUUACCGGUGAUGAAGAUUAUCUCCGUGAAACUGAAGGUUUCCGUAGAUUGCGACGUGAUACUGAGGCUGCAUUUGAUCCAAAGUGCAAUUCGGAGGCCUUGAAGGACAUCAUUUUGAAGAACAUUGGUGAAUCUACGGCCAUAUCUAAACGUCGCAUUCAAGAGACAGCAACGGAUCAACUGGGUGGAAGAAUUGAUGUCAUUUGCUCAUCAGGAACAUUCUCCUACAUAGUAAACACCGAACUGUACUGUGAAACGGAAAAGAAUGGAAUCACAUGUUUCGCGUUCCGACAAGCGUCUUAAUUUGAUGGUGAUAUGAGCAAAAUAGAGC
Messenger RNA from Cylicocyclus nassatus, 895 nucleotides. NCBI's taxonomy places the organism in Eukaryota, Metazoa, Nematoda, Chromadorea, Rhabditida, Strongylidae. The record is from the annotation of a GenBank genome assembly.